This is a messenger RNA of Rana temporaria (common frog), 748 nucleotides long. RefSeq lists its product as uncharacterized. The record is from RefSeq and is a predicted model, not a curated record. Lineage: Eukaryota; Metazoa; Chordata; Amphibia; Anura; Ranidae. Bases 38 to 748 code for a protein of 236 amino acids. The transcript is spliced from 3 exons.
UUAAAAGGUUGAGAAGGCCUGAUCUUGAGUAUGGCGAAUGAGUAAUUGUGUGCAACUUAUACUGAACCAAAGGUUGUUAUUGGUUUUUACAGCAGUUGGGAUUGUUUUGUAUCAGCCCCAGAACAUCAUCUUUGUACCUGCCGGUGGUUCUGUGGAUAUCUCCUGCAUCUCUAACACUACAAGUGUAUUAAAUGACUUAUCAAAAAUUUUCUGGUAUCGGAAAACGUGGAAAGAUGGAGAUAUGCUGACAAGAGUUGCAUCAUGUGUGACUAUGGGCCCACAAACCAAUCCCUGUAGACAGGACACAAGUGGCUUCACUAUAACAUUAUACAACAUUCAGGCUGAGGAUUCUGGAAUGUAUUACUGUUCACAUCUUCAUUUACGCUCCUUGUUCUUUGCUAAUGGAACAACGUUAAUAAUCACUGGAGACAAUUCGGAUGGCAUCAAUAUUGGUUAUCUCAUGAUUACUUCACAGCAACCUACUCCUAACAGUACUAUCCAGCUGGCCUGUGUAGUGAGAGCUCUUCAUACAGGCCAUGUGACCUGGAACAUCUCUGGAACACGUCACAUGGGCAGAAGAACCUCUGUGAAGCUCUCGAAUGGUACAUGGAAUAUCUUGAACCUUCUCUCCCUUUCCAGAGACACCUGGGACUAUGGAGACACUGUGACCUGUGAAGUCUGGUUCAGCUCUUCUAUUGUCCAGAUCCAUUGGACAAUACCACAUAAAGUUGAGAAUGAGGAGAAUUGA